This is a messenger RNA of Dentiscutata erythropus, 209 nucleotides long. The record is from the annotation of a GenBank genome assembly. NCBI's taxonomy places the organism in Eukaryota, Fungi, Glomeromycota, Glomeromycetes, Diversisporales, Gigasporaceae.
AUGUCGCAAUCAAUGAACAACAGUGGCCCUAUUAAAGUGGCAGAAAGAGUUGCACACUUCAAACAAGACGUAUGGUCCAUUUUUACACCAUUGGCUGCUCAACUCAAAGCUGUGAAUUUAGGGCAAGGUUUUAUGAAUUUUCCGCCUCCAGAUUUCGUUAGAAAAGCUGCAAUAACUGCUAUUAACACUGAUGAUUGCAAUCAAUAUAG